This is a messenger RNA of Heterobasidion irregulare TC 32-1, 1275 nucleotides long. RefSeq names its product NAD-malate dehydrogenase (gene MDH1). Bases 59 to 1072 code for a protein of 337 amino acids. Gene Ontology annotation, biological process: tricarboxylic acid cycle; malate metabolic process. The transcript is spliced from 6 exons. Gene Ontology annotation, molecular function: L-malate dehydrogenase (NAD+) activity. The record is from RefSeq and is a predicted model, not a curated record. NCBI's taxonomy places the organism in Eukaryota, Fungi, Basidiomycota, Agaricomycetes, Russulales, Bondarzewiaceae. Gene Ontology annotation, cellular component: cytoplasm; mitochondrion.
CUUCCUCCAACCACCACCACCACCGCCGUCGUCGCCGUCGCCGUCCUUCACGUUCAUCAUGUUCGCCCGCUCCGCAGCCCGCACGCUCACUUCCCAGGCCCGCACGUUCUCCUCCUCGGCCGCGCGCCAGACGAAGGUCGCAGUCCUCGGCGCAGGCGGAGGCAUCGGCCAGCCGCUCUCGCUCCUGCUCAAGAUCGACCCCCUCGUCACGUCCCUCAGCCUCUACGACAUCCGCGGCGCCCCCGGCGUCGCCGCCGACGUCAGCCACAUCGACUCUGCGGGCGAGGUCAAGGGCUACGCUGCAGACCAGCUUGACCAGGCCCUCGAGGGCGUCAAGGUCGUCGUUAUCCCCGCCGGUGUCCCAAGGAAGCCCGGAAUGACCCGCGAUGACCUCUUCAACACCAACGCGUCCAUCGUCCGCGACCUCGCCUCCGCGAUCGCCCGCGUCUCCCCCGAGGCGCACAUCCUCGUCAUCUCCAACCCCGUCAACUCCACCGUCCCCAUCGUCGCCUCGACCCUCCAAAAAGCCGGCGUCUACGACCCCCGCCGCCUCUUCGGCGUGACCACGCUCGACGUCGUCCGCGCCGCGCGCUUCCUCGGCGAGGUCGCGUCCACCGACCCCAGCGACUCCGUCGUCACCGUCGUCGGCGGGCACUCGGGCGCGACCAUCGUCCCGCUGCUCUCGCAGAGCGCGUACGGCAAGGCCGUCACCGGCGACGCGUAUGCGAAGAUCGUGCACCGCAUCCAGUUCGGCGGCGACGAGGUCGUGCAGGCGAAGGACGGCGCGGGGAGCGCGACCCUCUCGAUGGCGUACGCGGGCGCCAAGUUCGCGCACGCGCUGCUGCGCGGCUUGAGCGGCGAGAAGGGCGUCGUCACGCCGACGUUCGUGCAGAGCCCGCUCUUCGCUGACCAGGGCAUCGACUUUUUCUCGUCCAACGUCGAGCUCGGCGUCAACGGCGUGGAGAAGAUCCACCCCAUCGGCCCGCUCACGGCCGAGGAGGAGAAGCUCCUCGCGGCGUGCCUUCCCGACCUCAAGAAGAACAUCGAGAAGGGCAGGGCUUUCGUCGCUUAGAGUCUGGCGUAGUCGUAGACACCGUCCUGCGUGGUAGUGCUCGGGGACUUAUAAAAUGGAUGGUCGAGAUACAUCAUGCCGAUGCUCGUGUGCCGCUGCCGCUAAGAUUACCCUGUCCGGUUUGCCAUCAGUGCGUGGCUCUAACGAGUCUACAUCCGCCUGUGCGCCGUACUAUGUAUGUUGACACGCGCGGUGACACCACC